This is a messenger RNA of Lethenteron reissneri (Far Eastern brook lamprey), 494 nucleotides long. Its product is annotated as protein FAM219A-like. The record is from RefSeq and is a predicted model, not a curated record. NCBI's taxonomy places the organism in Eukaryota, Metazoa, Chordata, Hyperoartia, Petromyzontiformes, Petromyzontidae.
GCAGCCCAGAAGGGGGCGCGCACGCGGCUCGGUGCGCCCAGCAAGGGCUACGCCUCGCUGGAGCAGGGCCCCGAAGAGAAACCCCUGGUGGCCAUCGACUCCGACAGCGAGGAUGAGAUGACGCUUUCGCGCUACUCCUCGUCGGGAUAUUCUUCUGCAGAGCAAAUCAACCAGGACCUGAACCGGCAGCUGCUGAAGGACGGGUACCGUCUGGACGAGGUCCCAGACGACGAGGACUUGGACCUCAUCCCCCCCCAAACCCAUGAGCCCGCGUGCGUCUGCUGCCAGCUCGCGUCUCCCUCCACCACGUGCAAUGUGCAGUAGGGCUUGGGACGCAAACACCAUCAAUACCACCACCACCACAACGACCGUCCUAAUACUAACAGCACCACCACCACGACACUGGUGUUGCCAGCUCGUGUCCCACACCGCCACUUGUAACUUGCAGUAGGGGCGGCACCUAAACUACUACUACCACCGCUACCAAUACCCAG